CGACUGGUGGGAACGAAAUGUGCAGGUCGCUGUUGUCUCAUUUAAUAGAGUCCCCCAGAGAAAACGGAAGCAGAAACGACCGAGAUGUAGUCUAACUAUGUAAUUAGGGAAAAUGGCCUUCAGAAGUGUCAGGCUGAUUUAUGAGCAGUAGAUAGAAAAGAAUUACCGACGCGUUUACAAUUAAAAGAAUAAAACCCGAGUCUUGUUUUUUGGGGACUGACGGAUUGAGCCGGCCUCUGAUUGACUAGCGCGAUAAAAUGAUCCAUCAUCUACAGUAGUUAAGUAGGCAGGUAGGCGGGCAGUUGAUAAUCCUGAAGUUGACUGGGGAGAGAAUUUCGUAACAUGACUUCUGCAAUAGAGGAAAAAGAGCUACAAGAGAGACUGAGAGAAGCUGCUGCUUUGGGGGAUAUUGAGGAAGUUCGGCGAUUGGUGGAUUUUGGAGCGAGUGUGAACUCUCAGAAUGAAGUCAACGGCUGGACUUGCUUACACUGGGCCUGUAAACGAAACCAUGCCCAGGUCGUGGCAUACCUUCUAGAGGCUGGCGCAGAUAAAGACAUUCUCACUGUUAAAGAAGAAAAAGCAUUCCAGUUAACAUCCAAAAGGGAAAUUAGGAAGAUGCUGGGAGUGGAAGAUGAUGAUGAGCUUUUGGAUGUGAAGAAAGACUUGCCAAUUAUCCCAAAUUAUUUAUCUAACCCGCCUUUUCCUUAUGUGUAUAACUCCAUGAGUAACAGCACUACCAGCACCUCAACUUCCUCUUUGAAUGGAAGACUUUCUCCUCCUUUACAAAAACACAACAUGGACACUCCAAUAUCUUUGUCUCCAGUACAAACAUCUGGCACGUCAGUAUUGCAACAUGGAAAGGCUUCUGUAGGAUGUGAUGGAGACGUGACAAAGGCAAUCGCUAUAGAAUGCCUGGAGCCCAUUGUUCAGAAUGGCCAUGCUCAUCAGCUCUCUGUUCCUCCAAGCAGGACACACUGUUCCCCAGCUGGAUCUAUACAACCAGAAACCCAGCAACCCAGUGGCCCUUACACGGGAGCUGUCCCAACAUUUCAGCCGUUCUUCUUUACUGGAGCAAUUCCCUUCAGCAAUAUGCAAGAACUGGUACUUAAGGUCAGAAUUCAAAAUCGUACCCUGAAGGAGAAUGACUUCAUUGAAAUUGAAUUGGAUCGACAAGAAUUGACGUACAAAGAACUGCUUAGGGUGAGCUGCUGUGAAUUGGGGGUUAACCCCGAACAUGUGGAGAAAAUCAGGAAGCUUCCAAAUACAGUGUUAAGAAAGGACAAAGACAUCUCAAGGCUUCAAGAUUUCCAAGAACUGGAGCUUGUCCUAAUGAUGAGUGAUAAUGACUUUAUGUUUAAAAAUGCAGCACCAGCACUGACCGAAAGGCCUUGUUAUAACAAGAAAGCAUCAAAACUAACUUACUAAAUAUUGAAUUAAAAGUUUCAUUCUAGUAUUUAACUAUUAAACCUAGAACGCUCUAAGGGCUAUAUCAUUAACUUCUACUGUACCGUGGAAAGUAUAAUUAAACGACUGAACAUAUAUCUUUGAAAACAAGAUCAGUUGAAACAAUUGGACUUGUUUUUAAUUUAAUAUGCUAAAGGUGAUGAUAUCAUACUUGCAUUUCAUAAACUGACAAGUGGAAUACCCUAACCCAUGAAUGACCUUUCUUAUAAGGAAAUUGUUUCUUCUUGGAGUACAACAAAAUAAAAGUUCUCAGGGAAAUAAAUUAAUUGUUCUAAUAAUUGCUACUAGUAAAAAGGAGGUACACUACAUUGAAAGACUGAAUAUGUAACACAUUUAAUGCUGGUAACAAGAUAUUUCAAAUGCAGUUAGUUGUCUAAGUAGAUCUGAAUGUGCAACUUGAGAAACAGAGAGAAUUUUACAGGAAGGAGCAAGGAGAGAUGUGGACCUUUGGACAAUGGCCUAUUGAAUCGGGAUUAAUUUUACAGUAAUCUCACUAAUGCACAUUUACAUAUUUUUUGCAGCAGCGCCUUGCAAAUAUAUACCGUAAGUGAGGUGUCUCGCCAUUGCUGAUGGCAAGAGGAGCAGCUAAUUUUGUGAUCCCAGAGAAAAACCUAUUUUGCUACCUUUACUGAUCCUGCCUGGGGUAAAGCAUCGAAGAGCUUCUGUAAGAGACAGAGGCUGCACAAUUUAGAAAUUAAGGAAGUGGUUCCUUCCACUUGUUGAUACAGUACAACAAGGGAUGCUGCCAAUGUUCUUAGGAAAAUCUGUAUUUCAGAAAGAAGCACAUUGACUGGUUUAAAAAUCUAGCCAAGUAGCUAAAUCAGCUGUGAUUUCUUCGAAAUGGUGCUCAGAUAAAAUAUUAGAAAAUAUACUUUACUGUAUUAAUCCAGACUUUAAAAAUAGUGUUAACCAAAACUCUGUGUAUGUGAGUAUAACCAAGAACUGCUUAGCAGUAAAUAAUGCAGAAUGUUUGGUACUGUUUGGACUGAUUUUCCUUCUUUGCUUUUCUUUUGUCUAUUUAACCUUGAGUGUUUUCCUGAGGAGCAAUCAGGAUGUCUACUUGGUAGCCUGGUUCCAAGAUGAAAUUAGCACAAGUUCCUUCUGCCUCUAAUUUUUGUCCUAUUUAUCCUCAGGUUCUUUAAAACUGUUACUUAUUUAAAGGAAAGCUUGUAGCAUCUUAGAUAGCAGAAAUAUUUUAAUAUCAAGAUAAAUAAUACAUCUUGGAAUUUCUAUGCAUUUUUGACAGUGUUGCUUGCAUUUCAUAUAAGCAUGUCUAAACUUUUCAUCAUCUUGCUAAUUCAAGUUCUAUAAUAUUUUGAUGCCAAAUCCCAGGAAAAAAAAACAGUAUGAAAAAGCAUGGGACGCAGUACUACAAUUAAGAAUAAAUUAUUAACCUAGUUUUAGGAUUCUGUGUAGCUGGUGGAUUGAUAUCAAUUCAUUUAUUUGUAGUCCAACGACUACAUGCUAUAAUAUAGAUGGAUUAUAUAGCUAUCCGGGCAGUUAGGAUUUAAUAGGUGUAUUUAGUUGCUAAUUUCAGUUGCCAGAUGUCAGUGUUCCUUGUCUACAGAUUCAGGAAUGUGUGCACAAGUGCUGAGAACAUAAAUUUAAGCCAUUAGUGUCUGGAAAAAAAAAGACUGACCCAGUACUAGAGAAUUAAGACAGACCUGAAAGAAGUAACCUGUAUAACAUUUUUAGAAUACCCAGUGAAAAAAACAAAUGUCAGAAUUGCCAACCCAAGUCCUGAGUUCUGAUUAUAUUUGCCAGACUUUAAAUAAUGAAUUUGGAAAACUACCGUAAUUCAAUCCAUGUCUUCAUAGUAGGAAUAGUUACACUGUAUGCUCUGUAGGAUUAAAUUUGGUCGUCUCCAAAUUCAUGCUGAGUUUUCCAGUUUCUAUCCUCUCCAUGUUACCUUAAAAAAGAUGUGGGGAAGAAUAGUGCCUUGGAGGGGAGAAGGUAGAGAUUCUUAGAUCUUGUCUAUUCCCCCCCCCCCGAUUGAUUUUGGGGAAGUAGAGCCAGAAAGAACUUUGAGGAUCUAGUUUUUUUCCCAUUAAGUGGAGAGCUGGAUGGUCUAGCCCUCUGUUCUGUGGUCAUUGCUUUUGUUUACCUCUGCCUGAAUUUAACCUGCUGGUAAAACUGAUUGAAUAUAUUUUAUAGAAUCAGUUCUUGGAACCUACAGUAUCAAAAUGUGUUCUGUGUCACUUUUUUCCCUUUGGAUCCUAUAAGGAACAAUCUGAGAAAGGAGAGCUCUUAUUUGUCCUUAGGUACAACGUUUUCUCAAACAGCUCAUUUAUAUACUGUAUGGGUGCUCCAUCACUGGAGGUUUCCAAAAUUAGACUGGAUAGCCAUUUGACCAGGAUGGUAGAAGGACCUCUGAAGUCCCUUCCAGCCCUAUGAUUCUAUGUUUGCCACUUCAUUAUGAAGAGGCUCUUUAUUAUUCAGCUUGAUUUGCUAGGGGAGAAAGAUAGUUUGUCUAGCAGUAGCUUAAGACUUUUCCCUAUCCUGGGCAAGAGUUUUUGGAGAAGUUGAAUUCCGUUGUUGAUUUCUGCAUUUUCAUCCCCUCCUCUCAUGCUUUUGACAAACAUAUUGAUGAAAAAAUAUCAUUUACCUUCAAUGACCCAUAUUGGUCACGUGAUCUGUUUAAGAUCAGGCCUAAAAGGAUAGGUAAUCCAUAGGCUGAGUGUUCCUUUCCCUAUCACUGAGAUCACAUUGCCUUCUUAGCAAACUGAUCGCACUUCAGUGACAAAGUUUUUCUUCCUUCAAAAUAUGAAUGAGAUAAGGAAGCCCAUUUUCAUUCUUAAGACUGCCCCCAAACCCUUAAAAAGCUGGACAAAAUCCUAAAUGGGGGAUGCAGAAUUUUCAGCUUUCCCAAAUAUUGCCCAUCUCAAAGUGGAACUUCAAAAUGGCACGAAUCACAGUGAUUGAUAAAAUAUGAUGAUUAAUUUUAUCUUUAAAAUCUGAAAGGUCUUUUAUGAAGGUAGCUUAAAGUUGAUAAACAAUCAGUCUAUUAAACAGUUUUUGAUUUUAAAUAACAAACUCCCUUUGGGAUUGCUCUAAUAAUGGAAGUGGAGGCAAGACAUUUUUAAAGACAAAGUAGGAAGACAUGGUUUGCUUAGAUUAAAGGUAAUUAACAAUAUUUGGAAUGCCAGCUUGAUAUAUAUUGAUAUAUAGGUAAAACAUUUUUUUUAUUAAAAUGUUUAACAGCUAAGCCAUUUAAAUAGGGUUUAGGGUUUUGCCCCAGCUAAGACCCCAGGACAGGGGAGGUGGGGUGAUAGUGAUCAUCUGAGAAUCUGUCUUGGUCUUCAGGAGCCUUGCUCUCCAAGUUUCUGGCUGUGAGACCCAGUACCUUAAGUUGAGCUCACAAGAUCAGUUGGGAGUGUUGCUACUGUACCAGUCUCCCUGUUGCAUAGCAACCUUCCUGCUUGAGCUGGAGGCCAUCUUGGGGCUGGCAAUGGAGUUCCCCAGAUUUAUGGUCCUGGCAAACUUUAAUCUAUUAUCCCUGGUUUUGGUCUCAGAAGCGGCCCAGGAGUUCAUGACUACCAUGGUACCCAUGGGCCUAUCCUAGAUCAUCUCCAGAUAUGAUUUUCAAGUUGCAGCAAUGACAACAUGAUUUGGUGGGGAAACCUGUCUUUUCCCCCCCUUGUCAUGGUCCAACCAUGCCUUGGUGUUCCUGAGAUUCUCUUAGGCCACCCUCCCUCUGGAGGGAGGGUGGAUCCUUUCAAGCAGUCCUCCCCCUGCGACUAAUGGACCUGAAUGGAUUCCAGAAGUAUCUGGUGGAUAUCUCAGGGGCUUUGCUGCACAGUCCUGCCGAAGCUCUGGUAAUGUUCUGGAAUCAAAGGACAGCCAAGGCUUUAAAUCAGAGCGUGCCUGUGUACUCUCUUUUAACCCUUCACUCCCACUGCUCCCUUUGUUUCAUUGGAGGGGCUGCAGGUUUUGAAAAGAAAUAAAGGACGCUGCUGAAGGAAGGCAAGGGAUGACUGUGACUACUACUUAUAGUUGCCAUUGAGGCCUUUCUCGUGGCAGUAAAAGUUGCAAAACAUUUCCCCACUCUUAUGAGCAUUGCCCAAUGGUCCUGCUCAAGAUCACCCAGUUCCUCCUGCGACAAGGGAGCUCGAAUAUUCAUCUUAAGGGUCACACAGAGGAAUUUGUUCAACACUUUACAAAGUUGCUCAGAUUCAUUUUCAGGUAGAAUCCAUGCAUUGCACUAGAUGCUUGGGAAGCAGUUAUCUGGGAACAGUUUCAGACCUGUUGGACCUGGUGAAGUGGACAGGAUCCUCAAUGCUGUCAGUGCAACUGCCAGUCAAUUAGAUCCACGUACUUCCUAGUUGUGGAAAGCCUCCAGGAUAGUGACUGCCAGGUGGGUUCAGGCAGUGAUUAAUUCUUCACUGCAGAAGGGGACAUUCCUGAGGCCAAUCCUGGAGGUCCUGAUUUGCCCUCUUCUAAAAAUAACAUCUCUUGAUUCCACCUGCCUGGACAAUUUUCAUCCAGUUUCCAAUCUUCCCUCUUUAGAGAAGGUGGUUGCUUGGCAACUUCAGAGGAUCCUGCAUGAAAUGGAUUAUCUGGACCCCUUCCAAUCAGGAUUCAAGCUCAAUUAUGGGACAGAAACAACAUGGGUCACACCUGAUGGGGUCCAGAAGAGCUUUUUCUUCCAUAGCUCUUGCCCUUUAGAAAUUGUACCUACAGAGAUGAGAUCCGUAUCUAUCCUUUUAACUUCCUUUAAGGGCCUGAAGACCUAGCUCUGCUAAUUGGCCUGGGGCUCCAAAGGGGGGGGGGCAUUCUGGAGAUGGCUAUUGGAUUAGGAAGGACCUCCUCCAUCUCUCCCUAAAUACUUGGUAUUCCUCUCCUCCCCGUCUUUUAAUGGUAUUUAUUUUUUGUUAUUUUUUGUUUUAUUAUUUUAAUAUAUACUAGUUUUAAUGUUUGUAAGCCACCCAGAGUAAUUUCUGGAUGAGAUAGGUGGCACAUAAAUUCAAUAAGUAAUAAAAGUUCUGGAAUGAUCUGAAUUUCUAUAUGCUUCAGAGAGAAGCCUGAUUGAAAGAGAUCCAUAUUUAACUCUGGAAUAGAUUGUAAUUUAAACACUAGCAGGGUCCUUGUUUCUCCUAGGAACUGGAGUUUGCAGCUCCACAGAGAAAGCCAAUUGAUUUAUGACAAUCAGUGAUAGCCACUAAAGGUGCAUAGCUGAAAUAUCCUCAGUUCAUGUUUGCCUAGAGCAGUGUUGUUGCAAGGUUACAGCUUCUCAUGUAAGUGUUCCUGAGUCUUGAUUCAAUAAACAAUGAUGUCUCUUUAGAUAUUUUGUCAGCUUAAAUAUCCAUCUACCCAAUUUAGAAACUAAUACACUGACAUAUUCAAUACCAAUUGAAUUUAUAGCCCCUGCCAUUCUCUUAAAACACAAAAUGUGUUACAUUAGUGAAAUAAUUGAAGGCAAUAGAGCCAUUUUGUGACAUAGCCUAAAUGUGGGAGAUUAAGCCAUAUUCUAUCACUAGAUUUCAAGUAUUUAGACCUACUAAAUCACAGAUAAAUGAAAGGAUAUGGACUGCUAUUGAUCAAGUUUGCCUAGGACAUAUUAAUUAGGAUUUAAAGAAACUAGUUUUAUCUUACACUUUCUGUUGCUAUUUAAAAGGCCUAGGACUUAAUCCUUGAAGGUGUAAAGCACGUAGAUGCCCAAUUAAAAUCAGAGUUCAUUAAGGGCUGCAAUUUAAAGUCUGGGAAGAAAAAUGUGCCGUUUCAGAUAAAAGAUUCAACUUAUACAUUUCAACAUCUUUUAGGAAGAAGUAAUGGAAAGAGAGAGGCCACAACCCAGCAUAGAAUCGGUGUGCUUAAGAAUGCUCUAUUAUGUGUUGGAAAAGUGUUGGAAAUGUAUUAGGCUACUCAUUUAUAAGCAGGUAUCAACAUAGAUCUAGUAUGUUGUUGAAUAAUCAUUGUUUUAGUAAAUACAGUACAAGUCACUUGAACAUAAUGCACAAUUGCUGACAUCUUUCUAUGCACUCUGAGAAAUAUUUUUAUAUUGUGUAACUUCUGCAAUUUAUAACAGAUGAUUUUAUUAGCUUUGCUAACCAAAUAUAUUAAUCUAAUCUAUUGAGUAAUCCUUUCUUGACAUCAUUGGAUAUAAGGAAAUCAGGACUUCCUGCAUUGUUACAUAAAUAACCUGGUUAUAAUAAAGAAUUACUUACAUGUUUUAGGUUUAAUAUUAUUUCUUUUGGGUUGUAUCCUUUUUAUAGUUAAUAAAAUGUUAUUGCCCAUAAAA
This is a messenger RNA of Pantherophis guttatus, 7702 nucleotides long. RefSeq names its product ankyrin repeat domain 40 (gene ANKRD40). Gene Ontology annotation, molecular function: protein binding. The record is from RefSeq and is a predicted model, not a curated record. NCBI's taxonomy places the organism in Eukaryota, Metazoa, Chordata, Lepidosauria, Squamata, Colubridae.